This is a messenger RNA of Malaya genurostris, 1543 nucleotides long. It is a transcript of the gene PIG-M, whose product is annotated as GPI mannosyltransferase 1. Gene Ontology annotation, molecular function: alpha-1,4-mannosyltransferase activity; GPI mannosyltransferase activity. Gene Ontology annotation, cellular component: glycosylphosphatidylinositol-mannosyltransferase I complex; membrane. Gene Ontology annotation, biological process: GPI anchor biosynthetic process. The transcript has 2 exons. Lineage: Eukaryota; Metazoa; Arthropoda; Insecta; Diptera; Culicidae. The coding region runs from base 165 to 1502 and encodes 445 amino acids. The record is from RefSeq and is a predicted model, not a curated record.
GACUAUGAACUCGAUAAAAACGUGAAUGCGUUAGCUGAAAUAGUAGUGUCUAAAGAUUAGUUGUAGUUACUAACAAAACUGCGUAGUGUAGCGUUUAAUAGCACUAACAUGAAAUGAAAAAAUAAACUGUAUGUGGUAACAAACCAUUGUCCUGUCGUGAUACAAUGAUAUCCUUCAAAAAACAUCUGAUAAUUAGCAUCGCGAUCCGAUUUUUCCUCGUAUACUACGGAGAAGUUCAGGAUAGCCUCUCUGAUGUCCAAUACACCGAUGUAGAUUACCGUGUGAUAACAGACGGAGCUAGUCAUGUUUUGAAUUUAAAUUCACCGUUCAAGCGACAUACGUACCGAUAUACACCAAUGCUGGCAUACUUGGUGUUACCCAAUCUACUGAUUCAUCACACCUUCGGCAAAUUUAUCUUCUCUUUGUUCGAUAUAUUGAUUGGAUUGCUGAUUAAGUGGAUUUUGCUGAAUUCCUACAGGGAAAACAAAAUAUCGAUAGAAAAAAAACUAUUGAAGCUGGAGACACUAAACAAUAGAAACAAAUAUUUCAUCAAAAGAAAGAAUGAAAUUCUAAACAACAGCAAUGAAACGCUACCACCAAAGUAUAUUCGGAUGGCGGAGCUAAGUGCUUACUUCUGGUUGUACAACCCGCUAACGAUGGUGAUUGCCACGCGAGGAAAUGGAGAUUGCAUAUCGUGUUCGUUAGUGCUAUUAGCGCUCUAUUUUUUGCUGCAAAACAAACAAAACACUUCACAGUAUUUUGUGGCAGGUAUUUUUUUCGGAUUGUCCAUCCAUUUUCGUCUAUACCCGAUAGGGUUUUGUUUGGCGUUCUACCUUGCGGUUCUCGACAAACCGCUGGAUACUAUCAAAGAUUACUCGCAAGCUAUUUUCAUGCCAAACACAAAACAAUUGGCUCUAGUUUCUGGAACCAUUGUUUCACUAAUUGUAUCAACAAGUUUGUUUUUGCUGUUGUACGGUCAUCAAUUUUUAUACGAAUCGAUUCUUUUCCAUUUAAUUCGUAAGGAUACUCGUCACAAUUUUUCUCUGUAUUUCUAUCUUCAAUAUCUCAGUUCCAAUUUUUCCAUCACUUGGUUAGAAAAAAUUCUUACCUUCCUGCCGCAGCUGGUCUUGAUAAUAAUACUAACCAUUCGAUACGGCAAGCAUCGGCAAACGCUAGGCUUCUCCCUGUUCACCAUAGCUUUUGUAAUGGUUACCUACAAUCCGGUUGUAACAUCUCAGUACUUUGUCUGGUUUCUAUCAUUGCUACCGUUGAGCGUGAAAAAUUUCAGACACAUUGGCAUCCGAAAAGCGUUUUUCAUGCCAGUGAUGUGGCUUAUUUCGCAAGGUGGCUGGCUGCUGCCUGCCUAUCUGCUGGAGUUCAAAGGCUGGAAUACGUUCGAGUUCGUCUGGAUACAAAGUGUGGUAUUUUUCUUCUCCAACAUACUGAUACUGCAGAUGCUGAUAACAAACUACGAUGUGAGCUAUAACUAUAAGAUUGAUUAGAGGAUAAUACAAACUUUUGUAAAUAAAACAAAACCUGAUGA